Lepisosteus oculatus (spotted gar) is the source of this 11698-nucleotide messenger RNA. Lineage: Eukaryota; Metazoa; Chordata; Actinopteri; Semionotiformes; Lepisosteidae. The record is from RefSeq and is a predicted model, not a curated record.
UCGGAAGAUUCAGACCGGAAUCAACUCCGCAGAAAUCGUAACAGGUAACAGGAGCACUUUGAAUGCCUCGACAGCCCGAGUGUUCAGCGUUCUAACAUUUGACAUGGAAUACCUUUUCCUCAGGUUUGCUUUCCUAGCGAGCUGUUUGACCCUCCAUGCGGGUACGACUCUUCGCCUUGCAGACCGUAUCCAAGGGCAGUGCUUGACUGACACGCUUAAAAUCAAAAUUGCCCCCGAGUUUCUUGAGGCUCACAACAUCACGCUGUCAGCCAAAGACAAAAACGGUGUUGCCCAUUCGCUGGGCUCUUCUCUGGACGCCAAAUGUGGUUACAAGCAGCGGAGGAACUCCAGAGGAGGCCUGGAAGUGUCUGCGUCGCUCAUGGCCUGUCACGUGUAUUUGAAGCAGCAGCGGCAGCAGCAGGAGGCCCGCCUGGUGUUCACGGUGGGGGUGAGCUACGCGCCCCGCGACGGCUCCGGCCCCGGCGCCACCGAGUCCUUCUCCUUCUCCUGCCCCCGCAGGCCCGGCCGCGCCCGCAGGAGGGUGCUGUGCGAGGAGGACUAUAUCGAGGUGUCCCUCAACAUCGAUGUUCCCUUUCACCAUUCAAUGGACAAGCAGGCCCGGAGCCAGGAGAGCCCCUGGUACUUCACGGUGCAGUACCCGGAUGGCAGCAUCGUGACCCGGGACCAGGCCUGGAUCUGGAAUCAGGGCAUCGGGCUGAACGUUGAGCACUUCGACGGCUGGAUCGCCUUCCGCGUCCCUCAGAGCAGCCCCCUGAUCAUCCGAGAGGAUCACCAGGGCUACCAAUCCUUGGGGUUCAAGGUGGUGGCCAAGCACGAGGAGCUGCUCAUCGGACUGCGCUACGACCUGAGCGCCGUGUGUCCCGUCGUCCAGGUGCGCUGCGAGGGCAGCAACGUGUCCGUGUCCGCCGCCAACCUGCGGCUGCCCGCCCGAGGGGCGCCGACUGAGGACCUGGGCCUCCUGCUGCAGCUGGACGGGGUGUCCCUCUCCCCACAGGACGCGGCGUCUCGGGGGUACGCCCUCCAGCUGGGGGACUCGGAGAUCCGGGCCUCCUUCGCUGUGCGGGACAACCCCCUCGUGCCAGGGGGCCCCAGCGUGAUGAACAGACACCAGCUGUCCCUGGUCCACAUGUGGAGAGAUGGAGCUGACCAGCGCAACAACAAAGUGGUCAUCCACGUCCCCGGGCACACGUGUCCCAGUCCCCCCGCCCAGCCGGCGUUCUCGGUGACGAUUAGGACGGAGGGCUUCAACAUCACCUACGGCCCGGUCCCCGGAGACUACGUUCUGACCAGCAUCUCUCUCGACGGUGUCCUGUUCCAGUCCGUCCAGGACCUACCCAGGGGUGUGGGCGUCCGGCUUGUCAGAAGAGACCGCCUGCUCUUCGUCUUUGUCACCGCUCGCUUCGGAAGCCGCUUGCUUCCUCGUAAAUAUGCCGGAGGCUUCACUUCCCUGUAUUCUACGAGUCCAGCACUCCUGUUCAAGUCCCCCGAUCUCCGAGAGGUGAUCGCGGAGGAGAAGGAGACCUACACUCACCUUCGUGAGGACAUCGUGCUUCCCGUGUUGGAGGGCUUCUGCAGGAACAGCAGUGUGUGCUUCAACGUGACCCGAGGGAACGCCGACCUCUUCUGGAGCUUUUACAUCUGGGACACCCCCUUCCAGGCGAAGCGGGCGGCCGAGCGCGGGCAGUCCUACGCCAGCUACAGGGCGCACCUGACCUUCUGCGUCGACGUCCGCUCUCCCGACCUGCUGCACCAGGGCGUGAGCCAGGAUCGCCGCCUGCUGCUGCUGGCCGUCUCGUUUCGGGACCGGGCGAAGGGAGGCGUGAUGGCGACGGCGCGGCAGGCCUGCCCAUUCCGCCCUGCCGGGGAGCUGGAGUGCACCGCGGACGGGCUGUUAAAGGCUACGGGCCUGCGGCUGGCGGCGUCCCCCCUGGCCAGCCUGGACCGGCUGACCCUGCGCGACCCCAGCUGCAGCCCCUCCGAGAUCUCCGAUGGGAAGGUGUCUUUCAGCUUCCCGGUCUACGCCUGCGGUACCCUCCGGAAGGUCCACGGGACUCAUGUGGAGUACGAGAACAGGAUCUCCAACGAAAACGCUCUGCCGAAAGAUGCGCCCGAAUACCUCAAGUUUCACUGCAGUCUGCUGUGCUUCCUGUGCAGAUCCACGCUGGUGUGCCGCUACAGCGAGGAGAACACCCUGCCUGUGGUGAACAAUGAGGAUGAUCUCGGGAGGAGAAGCGGCUGUAGCGCCGUGAACAUCUGGUGCGAGGGGAGACGCCUGUGGCGGGACGGCCCUCGCCCCGUACCCCGGCCCUGCGCUCUCCUGCAGCAGGGCCGGGGGUCGCCGCCCGCCUCGGCGGCGGUGUCCGUGCGGUCUCCCGGACAGCGGUGUCUUGAAAAGGAGUCUGGGGGCACCGUGUCGCCCGCCAGCCUCUUGCCCCUGUCCGAUUCCAACCGAGCUGUGUGUGUGUGUGUGUGCGCGCGAGAGAGUGUGGAGGCUGUGAACCUGCUGCCUGCCUGGGUGGGGCAGUGUCUGUGUGUUGUUCCCCGGUCCAGGGGGAGCGAGUCCCGAGAGGGCUCCCAGACUGCGGAGAGCGAGGGCCGGGUGUCUGCCCUGCGUUCCUCAUCGGGUGUCCGCUGUGGAGAGCGCGGCAGUUGGGGAGCCCGGGCUCGUGUGACCUUGGGAGGAAAGACCCCUCCGCCCGCGCUGCGGAUUCGAACCCGUGACCUCUGCUCUGCCCUGGACGGACGGGCGGGAGGCCUGGCCAUGAGAUUGCUGGGCGGCCCCUCCGAGCCCCUCCGGGGUCGUCGGCGUGCGGUGAGCCUGAAUGAUUCCCACAACCUGAUGGUGGUCCACUGGGCUGGAGAGAAGAGUAACGUCAUUGUGGCUCUGGCCCGGGACAGCACAGGAGCCCUGGAGCCCAAGACCAGCUCGGUCUAUGUUUCCUAUGAUUAUGGCGCCUCCUUCCAGCCGAUUUCGCACAAGUUCCAGCUGACGGGUGACAAAGCAGGCCGCAAGCAGGUCAUUGCCAAGUUCUACCAAAGCCCAGCGGACAACAAGAGGUACCUCUUUGCGGACACCACCAACGGCUACCUGUGGAACACCUUCGACUUCUGCCGCACGAUCCAGGGCAUCCUGGCCCCCUUCCGGCCCACGGACCUGCUGCUGCACAGCAAGAUGCCCAACCUGGUGCUGGGCUACGACAGCACCCACCCGAACAAGCAGCUGUGGAAGUCGGACGAUUUUGGCGAGACCUGGGUGCUGAUUCAGGAGCACGUCAAGGCCUACUUCUGGGGGGUGGAGCCCUACGACGCCUCCACCACCGUGUUCGUCCAGCGCCACGAGCCCCUGCACACCUCCAGCGUCCUCAGCAGCACCGACUUCUUCCAGAGCGAGCCGAACCGCCGGCUGAUCCUGGACCGGGUGGACUCCUUCCAGCUGCGCGACAAGUACAUGUUCGCCACCAGGAACGUGAGCCUUCUGGGAAGCCAGGGGCCGUCCUCCGUGCAGCUGUGGGUCUCCUACAACCGCCAGCCCAUGAGAGCAGCCCAGUUCAUGACUCGCCACCCCAUCACGGAGUACUACAUCGCCGACGCGUCCGAGGACCAGGUGUUCGUGUGCGUCAACCACAACGGCAGCGUCACCAACCUGUACAUCUCGGACGCGGAGGGGCUGAGCUUCUCCCUGUCCCUGGAGAACGUGCUGUACUACAGCCCGGAAGGCCCGGGCAGCGGCUCACUCAUCAGGUAUUUCGCGAGCGAGCCCUUCGCGGAUAUCCACCGCGUGGAGGGGCUGCGGGGGGUCUACAUCGCCACGCUGACCAACGGCUCGCUGACCGAGGAGAACAUGCGCUCGGUCAUCACCUUCGACAAGGGGGGCACCUGGGAGCUGCUGCAGCCGCCCGCCGCUGACAGCCUGGGGGGCACCCUGGACUGCGAGCUGGCGAAGGGCUGCUCGCUGCACCUGUCCCAGCGCUGGAGCCAGCUGCUCAACUUCCAGCUGCCCCGGAUGCCCAUCCUGUCCAAGGAGUCGGCCCCCGGCCUCAUCCUGGCCACAGUGAAAUAUCUGCUGCAGGAGCCUGAACUUAUUCGCUCGUCCAUCCCAGGACAUCACGCAACACAGGGACUAGCGCUGGCCGGUCCUCACUACUACAGCUGGGGCGACCAUGGGGGGAUACUGGUGGCCAUCGCCCAGGGGGGCCCCACCACGCAUCUGAAGCCGGACCGUCUCACCGGCUUCGCGCUGCUGGAACAGUUCGCCGUGCUUUCCUGGGGGACGGCCGCUGCCGUCACCCUGGCUGCGGGCGGUGUGUGCGUGCCCGCGCCAGGCUCGGUGGGGAGGAACCUGGCCAACAAGCCCAACGUGUACGUGUCCAGCAGCGCGGGGGCAAGCCGGGGAGGGGAGAGGGAAAACCUGGGGGGGGUGGCUGGAGGACAGGCCGGACGUCUCCGCACCCCGCGGGGAAGCUCGGUCAGCCCGUGCCUCUCUCCCGGCCGUGCGACAGGGGUGCCCUGCACGGAGAGCGACUACAAGCUGUGGUCCCCCUCGGACGAGCGUGGCAACGAGUGCCUGCUGGGCAGGAAGGCCGUGUUCAAGCGCAGGACGGCGCACGCCACCUGCUUCAACGGCGAGGACUUCGACCGGCCCAUCACCGUGACCAACUGCUCCUGCACGCGCCAGGACUACGAGUGUGACUACGGCUUCAAGCUCAGUGAGGACCUGUCUCUGGAGGUGUGCGUGCCCGACCCCGAGUUCUCUGGCCGGCUGUACGCCCCUCCAGUGCCCUGCCCGGUGGGCACCACUUACCGGCGCACCAGAGGGUACAGGAAAAUAGCGGGGGACACCUGCGGCGGAGGAGACGUGGAGGCCAGGAUGGACGGAGAGGUGCUGCCCUGUCCCGUGGGAGAGAGCAACGAGUUCCUCCUGUACGCCCUGCGCGGCUCGAUUCACCGCUACGACCUGUCCUCCGGCACGGACGAGACCCUGCCGCUCUCCGGCCUGCGGGAGGCCGUGGCCCUGGACUUCGACUACGACCGGAACUGCCUGUACUGGGCCGACAUCGCGCUGGACACCAUCCAGCGGCUGUGUCUCGACGGCGGCUCCGUCCAGGAGGUCAUCGUGAGGAAGGGGCUGCAGAACGUGGAGGCGCUGGCCUUCGACCCCGUCAGCCGGCUGCUCUACUGGGUGGACGCGGGGGCGCAGAAAAUGGAGGUGUCGAACCCGGACGGAGACCUGCGGCGCACCCUGCUCAACUCCACCGUGCUGGAGCACCCCAGAGCCCUGGUUCUCAUCCCGAGCGAGAGGUGGUUGCGUCGCUUGGGAGCAGCUAACGAGAUCUACUGGGACGACUGGUCCAGGAUGGGCAUCUUCAGAGCCCCUAAGACUGGCUCCAUGAACAGCGAGCAGCUCGUGGGGCGCCUGACUGGAGUCAUGGACCUCAAGAUCUUCUACAAGGGCAAGACCCGAGGACACAACGCCUGCGCUGACCAGCCCUGCAGCCUGCUGUGCCUGCCCCAGCCUGGCCAUCGCCAUACCUGCGUCUGCCCCGAGGGGGUGGUCUCCGCCAACGUGACCUCCGGGCAGCAGUGCCAGUGUCCCUCCGGUUACCACAUGCAGAACCACACCUGCGUCAAGGCAGAGCACUCCUGCCUGCCCAGCCAGUACCGCUGCUCCAACGGGAACUGCAUCAGCAGUAUCUGGCAGUGCGACAGCGACAACGACUGCGGGGACAUGAGCGACGAGCAGGGGUGUCCCACCACAUCCUGCGACCCCGACGUGCAGUUCCGCUGCGUCUCCUCGGGCUCCUGUAUCCCCCUGGCGUUCAAGUGUGACCACGAGGACGACUGCGGGGACAACAGCGAUGAAAACGACUGCGAGAGCCACCAGUGCCGCGAGGACGAGUUCAAGUGCGCGCGAGGCGUCUGCAUCCACGCGACCUGGCGCUGCGACGGCGACAACGACUGCCGGGACUGGUCCGACGAGGCCAACUGCACCACCGGGCACCACACCUGUGAGGCAGACAGUUUCCAGUGCCGCACGGGCCACUGCAUCCCACAGCGCUGGGUGUGCGACGGGGACGACGACUGUCAGGACGGCUCAUGCUGUUUGUCUCCGUGUCUGUCCUGUGCAGCAGGCGAUCACUGCAAGGGCUUCAAGUGCAGCAACGGCACCUGCCUGCCCGCCACCCGGCACUGCGAUGGCAGGGAGGACUGCCCAGGGGGCGCCGACGAGCAGAACUGCGAGCCCUUGUGCACGCGAUACAUGGACUUCGUGUGCCGGAGCCGCCGGCAGUGCCUGUUCCAGUCGAUGGUGUGCGACGGCGUGCGGCACUGCGAGGACGGCUCCGACGAGGACGCCGGUUACGCUGGCUGCUGUGAGUCCCCUCCCUCUCGGCCCCGCUCGUGUUCGCUGGCAGGGUCCUCCCGAGGAAGUCCUGCGUGGGUCUGUGUCCUGCGUGGACAGGCCAGGAGCGCGGAGGUGAAAGGUCAAGCGCUGACCUCGGGGCGCUGUCGUCUUGUUGCCCCCGCAGGAUCAGACGUGUGGCCCCAGCGCACCACGCCCGCCGGCCCCGCCUCCUGCCCCCCCAACCGGUUCCGCUGCACCUCGGGGGCCUGCAUCGUCGACAGCUGGGUGUGCGAUCGCUACGCCGACUGCCCCGACGGCAGCGACGAGGAAGACUGCCCCGCCGGUGAGUGCCUCGGGGUGACGAAGGGGCACACGCUUCGGGGGCAGAGAGGGGCUCGUUACACCGUCAAGCCAGAGCACAGCCUCUUGCCGACAGCUCGGAGCAGGAUAACAGGGGCUGGUGAUCCCCGCCAGGCCGGCCGGAAGGGGUUGACGUCGGGGUUCCCGGGGGUGAAGGGCCCCUCUUCUGGUUUUGCUGCUCAUUGGGUGGGGCUGGGCUGCCCCACCCGCGGGGCCCUGACUUGCGUCAACGGGACGCUGUGCGCGGACGGCGAGGCCUGCGUGUCCCCCAGCGAGCGCUGCGACGGCUUCAUCGACUGCUCCGACCAGAGCGACGAGGCCAACUGCUCCGCCGACUCCCUGGCCUAUAAAGUUCAGAAUCUGCGCUGGACUGCGGACUUCUCCGGCACCGUGACCUUGACCUGGUCCCGACCCAAGAACCUGCCGCUGAACUCCUGCACGUUCGUGGUCUAUUACAGGCAGGUGGGCUCGCAGUGGAGUACGGUGGAGACUCACACCAGCAAGUCCAGCUACAGCCUGACGCUGCUCAAGCCGGACACCACCUACCAGGUCAAAGUGCAGGUGCAGUGUCUCAGCAAGCUGCACAAGAGCAACGAGGUCGUCACCCUGCGCACGCCGGAAGGAUUGCCGGAUGCCCCCCAGAAUCUGGAGCUGUCCAGCAGCGAGGAGGAGGACGGCACCGUGAUCUGCAAGUGGCUGCCCCCUGCCAAUUCUCACGGCCUCAUUCGAGAGUACAUCGUGGAGUACAGUGAGAGUGCCAGUGGGCAGUGGACCUCCCAGCGCAGCUCCAGCCUCGGCAAUGACCACACGGAGAUCAAGAGCCUGCAGCCCGACCUGCUCUACAACGUCAGGGUGGCCGCGGUGACGAGCCGGGGAGUGGGGAACUGGAGCGAUGUCAAGUCGGUCACCCCCCAGAAGGGCAAAGCUCUCCCUGCCCCCACUGUGCGGCUGGACGGCACCACCGAGAGCUCCUUCACCGUGACUCUCGGCCUCGGCGCCCAGUACCAGGUGAAGCGGUUCGUGGUGGACGUGUCCUGGCUGUUCGACGCCCACGUCAAAGAGAACAGAACCGUCUUCGUCGAGGGCACGAGCCCCACUCACACAGUGGGCAACCUGACGGCUGGCACAAUGUACGAGGUGGCGGCGUGGGCGCAGACCAGCGUGGGGGACAGCCCUACCUCCUUCUCCCACCUGCAGACCCACGGAACCAGGCCCGACCCACCUCAGCUGAAGGCCCGGCCCCUCAACCAGAGCAGCGUGGACUGUAGCUGGUCCGGCCCGGAAGCGCAGCUCUACGGCCUGUACUAUGCCACCUCCUUCCUGGAGCUGUACCGCGGCCCGCACCGCCUCACCACCUCCGGCACCAACCUGACCGUGACCGUGGACGGCGACGAGCAGUACCUCUUCCUGGUGCGCGUGGUCUCCCCGUACCUCGGCCCCCCCUCGGACUACGCUGUGGUGAAGAUGAUCCCCAGCAACCGGCUGCCGCCGCGCAACCUGCACAGGGUGCGGGUGGACAAGACCCAGGCCACGCUCAAGUGGCAGCCCCCCUGCGACUACCCCAGCGAGGCCCUGACCUACGCCAUUCACCUGCGGGACACAGUGAGGAAGGCGGAGAGGAGCUUCAAGGUGAAGACGGCAAACAACACCGUGGAGUACACCCUGCGCUCGCUCGAACCCGGGGGCCGCUACAGCGUCACCGUGCGCCUGGCCAACAUGAGCAAGGAGGCCAGCUACACCUUCAGCACAGUUCCUCUGCCGGCGCCGGACGCCCUGAAGAUCCUGUCGGAGAACGACCACAUCUUCCUGUUCUGGAAAAGCCUGGCGCUGAAGGACAAGAUCUUUGACGAGAACAGGGGGUACGAGGUUCACGUCUACGACAGCGUGACCAACUCCAGCACCUGCCUGGGCAACACCACCGAGAACUUCCUCCGCAUCAGCAGCCUCCUCGCGGGGCACAACUACACCUUCUCCGUGCAGGCCCGCUGCCUGCUGAAUGGCCAGCUGUGCGGGGAGCCCGCCCUGCUGCUGUACGACGAGCUGGCCGCAGGCGAGGGGAGCCCCGCGGCCUCGCAGGCCGGGCGGACGGGGGACGUGGCGGCCGUGGUGGUGCCCGUGCUCUUCCUGCUGCUCCUGGCGCUGGGCGGCGGCUUCGUCGUCCUGUAUGUGCGGCACCGCCGCCUGCAGCACAGCUUCACGGCCUUCGCCAACAGCCACUACAACUCCCGGCUGGGCUCCGCCAUCUUCUCCUCCGGGGACGAGCUGGGCGACGAUGACGAGGACGCCCCCAUGAUCAGCGGCUUCUCCGACGACGUUCCCAUGGUGAUAGCGUAGAGGAGCCCGCCCCCCGCGGACUCUCCCCGUCUCUCUCUCCCUCUCUCUGCUCGUCCCUCUCCCUCACUCUUGUGUCCGCGACUGUGCCUGCUGGAGGCGGCUGGUGGGGGGGCAGCCAACUCCCCCCCCCCUGACCCCUGGCAAGCGGAGGGGCCGCGUCUCCGGGCACAGCUCCCUUCCGACUGCGGAGCUCGCGAGGUUCACGAAAGAAAUAUUUUUGAAAUAUUCAAUGCACUUUUUAGGAUGCGCAAUAACUUAUUUUUAUAUGUAGGUAGGUAGGUGGGGAUGGAAAAAAAAACGGACUUUAGAGGAUGAGAAAAACUGUGAAGGAGGUGCGCGUUGCCGGGGCUUUUCCGCCAGCUGGUGGGGGGGGGCAGGGCGUCGUGCUUCAGCCGAGCUCGGGAUCCGUCGGCAGCAGAACGCCUCGAACCCUAACCCGACCUCUGGACCGCUCGCCCGAACCAAAACUAAACAGGUGUGUAGACCCCUCUCCCUGCCUGCUGCUGCCGGCGAUGAGCUGGGCUGAAGAUCUGAGGCGCGCGCGACACGGAAACCUGUCCCCCCGCUUCACUUCCUGUCCCUUAGGCCUGGAGGAGCCUGCGCGCCGGCUGCUUUUGGACCAGGAUGGCCAGGGACUGGUCUAACCCACAGGGGAGUCACACACUGGACCUGCCUGUUCCAGAACUGGUCUUUUGAGAAUGCCAAACUCCUUACCUCCAUGAAGCAAAUACACCCUUAUAUAUAUAUACACACACAUGAAAGAAAUGCCUGGCCUUCACACACCUAAAAGAGCUGUUGUAGUUCCUGGAUGUGCCAAAACCUUUCAGUGCUCUGGGGCAGGAGGACCAGGACUCGACUUCCUUUAAGGUUCUCGGUGAAAACCGUGGGAGCAGAGACAGCAUGGUAAAGCAGCGAACAAGCUGAAAUAACCAGGGGGACAAGACCGGAUGUGAGCCUGUUCCUGGUCAGCUUCCCUGCCGAGAAUCCCCAGACAGGCGGCCGUUCUCCGAUGGUCACCACUCACGGCAGCCGGCCUGCAGCCUCCUGGGAAAGGGUAGGGCUGUUUCCGUGCCUGGGCUGAACCCGUACGGUCGCAUCCGACAGGUGUGCCAAUAGCUAAAAAAAAACCACCACCGAGUUCAAACUUGUGGUCUGAGGCCCCGCUCCCCCUCCCCAUCCCCCUCCGUGCCGAUUUUAAUGUCGCUGUGUCUGUCGACGUGCGAGAGCCAUUUUUAACUGGAAGUGGGUUUUUUUUUUUUCCUUUUCCGUUGGCCUUCUUUUAAAGAGGUGUCCUCGAUGAAUGUAUUUUUAAUCUGUGUGAGUUCGCAGCUUGGAAGCGCUAGCGGGACGGUCACGUCACGGGGCGGAGCCAGCCGGCCAGUUCGCGCCCGCGCCGAGCGUCGCUCCCGGCCUGCCCCGCCUUCCCGCGCCCAGAGGGUCCUGACUCAUCACGGUACUACGGUACUACUUCCCCUGUGCCUGUCUGCGCUGGGUACGCCCCUAGUCCCUUCGCCCCUUUGACUUGGAGCAGCUCUCCCUGUGAGAGAAGUGUCCUCAUCCCAGCUCUCGCCUCCCUCGCUGAAAGACGUCAGCGGGCGGGACGGAGGCCGUUUCUCUAUCGCUGAGGGGCCUGUCGCCGCUCAGCCCGGCCAAUAGGAGCUCACCGCUGACACCAAGAGGACUGUGCUCCGCCCCCAGCGAUCUCCUCCUGCCUGGUCACCCGCGUGGUCAGGAUCGGGGGGGGGAUACAGCGGCGGACCACCAUCCCGCUCUGAAUGCGGGCGGCGCAGUUGCCCAGAUGCCCCGGCCAGAGGGGGGCGCCCUCAGCCCGCUGCCCCAGGGCGUGACGUGACUGAAGCCUAUCACUCGGUGUCCGGAUCACUGCAGGGCUGCUGACACUUACUGUUAGUGUUGACGUUUCUCACGGUACUCGUUUUGUUACUGGUUUAAAAUUUUAUUUUAUUUUUUUUUACAUUUUGUUGGCCUUAAGAUAAUACUGAUUUCCACUGUGUGCUUUCGGAUAUUCAGUGCCACUCUUGCCUUAGUAGGACGCCGUGCUUUCGUGUUUAUUGGGCAAGCACAGCUGCAUAAAUAAUAACGAUGCCGCCCUGAGCCGCUGACGCAAGGUGCCCGCGUUCGGAGAGGGGAGUCCUGCCCGCCCGCUAUCGGUCUCCGGCACUAAAUUCCCAGGCUGUGCCCUGGGCACAGUGGGCGACUCAAGGUAAAACCAUUUUUCCUGAAGUUCCAACGGGCGUGUUGUGAACGGACCGCAGGGUUCAACUGUUGUUCCAACAACCUGCCUUUGCUCUCGGGGUGAAGUCGGUAGAAUGGAGAUUAGUUCUAGGACAAGACUUGCCUCAGCUCCAGACGGGAUCGGGGGUUCUGAAAGGCUCCCCUCUCCUCGUGUGGGUCGAACCCGGGGUCAGCCCGCCCGGGGCGGGCCGCCUGCUCGAUCGCUGGGGCCGGAUGUCGGACUGGGUUUUCAGAUUUUUGUUUUAUUUUUAUUCGUGUUGCUGUAAAUAGCAGAAGGCGCAGCACCACCUCUCAGGGUCAAAGGUCGUGCUGGCCGCGUGGUCACUUAAGAAUGUGUGUUCACUCUUGUGUUUCAAUAAAGGUCAAAACUUGGGUUUAUAAACCCGACGG